Neurospora hispaniola is the source of this 1284-nucleotide messenger RNA. RefSeq names its product malate dehydrogenase mitochondrial precursor. Gene Ontology annotation, biological process: tricarboxylic acid cycle; malate metabolic process. The transcript is spliced from 2 exons. The coding region runs from base 166 to 1176 and encodes 336 amino acids. Gene Ontology annotation, molecular function: L-malate dehydrogenase (NAD+) activity. Lineage: Eukaryota; Fungi; Ascomycota; Sordariomycetes; Sordariales; Sordariaceae. Gene Ontology annotation, cellular component: cytoplasm; mitochondrion. The record is from RefSeq and is a predicted model, not a curated record.
UGAACGGCUGCGCUAAGCCGGAUUGGGCGGGCCCAGGAACGAGACAAUUCGUUGCACAGCUUCAUCAACAUUUCGCGCGCGCCGACAUUCCAACUUUUGUUCCUUUCUCUCUCUUCUCUCCCAACCGUCGUCACUCAUCCCGUCACGCCGUCCACCAUAGCAACCAUGUUCGCCGCUUCCAGAAUCCAGACCCGUGCCUUCUCGGCCUCUGCCCGCCAGCUUACCAAGGUCUCCGUCCUUGGUGCCGCCGGUGGCAUUGGCCAGCCCCUCUCCCUCCUCCUCAAGCUCAACCCCAGAGUCUCCGAGCUCGCCCUCUACGAUAUCCGUGGCGCCCCCGGUGUCGGUGCUGAUCUCUCCCACAUCAACACCAAGAGCACCGUCAAGGGCUACGAGCCCACCGCCUCCGGGCUCGCCGAUGCCCUCAAGGGCUCCGAAAUCGUCCUCAUCCCCGCCGGUGUCCCCCGCAAGCCCGGCAUGACCCGUGACGACCUCUUCAACACCAACGCCUCCAUCGUCCGCGACCUCGCCAAGGCCUGCGCCGAGUCGUGCCCCGAGGCCAACAUCCUCGUCAUCUCCAACCCCGUCAACUCCACCGUCCCCAUCGUCUCCGAGAUCUUCAAGAAGGCCGGUGUCUACAACCCCAAGCGCCUCUUCGGUGUCACCACCCUCGACGUCGUCCGCGCCUCCCGCUUCGUUUCCGAGAUCAAGGGCACCGACCCCAAGGACGAGAACAUCACCGUCGUCGGUGGCCACUCCGGCGUCACCAUUGUCCCCCUCUUCUCCCAGAGCAAGCACCCCGAACUCUCCAAGAACGAGCAGCUCAUCCACCGCGUCCAGUUCGGUGGUGACGAGGUCGUCAAGGCCAAGGACGGUGCCGGUUCCGCCACCCUCUCCAUGGCCAUGGCCGGUGCCCGCAUGGCCGAGUCCCUCCUCCGCGCCGCCCAGGGCGAGAAGGGCGUCAUCGAGCCCACCUUUGUCGACUCCCCUCUCUACAAGGACCAGGGCAUCGACUUCUUCGCCUCCAAGGUCGAGCUCGGCCCCAACGGUGUUGAGAAGAUCUACCCCGUCGGCCCCAUCGAUGAGGUUGAGCAGAAGCUCCUUGAUGCUUGCCUUGUUGACCUCAAGAAGAACAUCCAGAAGGGCAAGGACUUUGUUGCCGCCAACCCCGGCAAAUAAGUGCAUUUCUUUACACUAGCGAUAGCUUAGAGAAGUGUUACUGAAGCGAGCGGCGCAUUUUUCUUUUACGUCUCUAACCGACUACGCUGUCUUCGCUCUCUAGCGACA